AUGUUAAUCACCUUCAUUAAGAGCACUGAACAACAAUAUCGUAUCGAAAAGGAUUCUAUGGGAGCAAUUGAAGUUCCUUCCGAUGCUUAUUGGGGAGCUCAAACUCAACGUUCCAUUGAAAACUUUAAAAUAGGAGGGGAAAGAGAACGUAUGCCUAUCGAAAUUAUUUACGCUUUGGCUUUAUUGAAAGGAGCUUGUGCUAAAGUAAAUGCUGAAUAUGGAGAUUUGGAUGGUAAAAUUGCAGAAUUAAUUCAAAAAGUUGUUUCGGAAAUUGUUAAUGAAAAGAAGUUUGAUUCUCAAUUUCCAUUGAAAAUCUACCAAACUGGUUCCGGUACACAAACAAAUAUGAAUGUUAAUGAAGUUAUUUCUAAUCGUUGCAUUGAAUUAAUAGGAGGUCAAUUGGGUAGUAAAUCAGUCCAUCCAAAUGAUCAUGUAAAUAGAGGACAAUCCAGUAACGAUACCUUCCCAACAGCUAUGCAUAUUGCUUGUGCCAUUCAAGCUACUGAACGUGUUAUUCCAAUGUUGAAGAGAUUACGUGAAGCUUUUGAAAAAAAGAGACAGGAAUUUGCACAUAUUGUUAAGAUUGGCAGAACUCACACCAUGGACGCAACCCCAUUAACAAUGGGACAAGAAUUUUCAGCAUUUGUUUCUCAAUUAGAUUUUGCAGUUCACUGCAUUGAAAAAUCAUUGGAAAGAGUAUACGAAUUGGCUAUUGGUGGUACUGCUGUCGGAACUGGAUUGAAUACUCGUGAAUGCUUUGGAGCUGAUGUUUCUAAGGAAUUAUCAGUAUUGACAAGUUUGCCUUUCAAAGAUGCCGAUAACAAGUUUAUGGCUCUCAGUGGUAAUGAUGCCUUAGUUUCCUUGAGUGGCGCCUAUAACAAUUGUGCUACACUUUUAAUGAAAAUUGCUAAUGAUGUAAGAAUGUUGGGAAGUGGUCCAAGAUGUGGCUUAGGAGAACUUAUUUUACCAUCUAAUGAACCUGGAUCUUCAAUUAUGCCUGGUAAGGUCAACCCAACUCAACCAGAAGCAGUGACAAUGGUAUGUGCUCAAGUUAUGGGUAAUCAUGUUGGUGUUACUAUUGGUUCAUCAAAUGGUCACUUCCAAUUGAACGUUUUCAGACCUCAAGUUGUUAAUUCAGUUCUCCAAUCUGGACGUUUGAUUGCUGAUGCAUGUGAAUCAUUCGCCGAACAUUGUAUUGAUGGAUUGCAAGCUAACGAACCAAAGAUUAAGGAAUAUGUCCAAAACUCCUUAAUGUUGGUAACUGCCUUGAACCCAAUUAUUGGUUAUGAUAAUGCUGCUAAGGUUGCAAAGAAGGCCUACCAAGAAAAUAUCAGCUUGAAGCAAGCUUGUUUGGACCUCAAUUUACUUAGUGGUGAAGAUUUCGAUAAACACGUAAGAGCCGAGGAUAUGUGCUAUCCAGAUCCAAAACCAUCCAAUAAGUAAAUAAAACAGUAUUUAAAUUUUAUUGAC
Naegleria gruberi is the source of this 1470-nucleotide messenger RNA. Its product is annotated as fumarase class II. Gene Ontology annotation, biological process: malate metabolic process; tricarboxylic acid cycle; fumarate metabolic process. Bases 1 to 1443 code for a protein of 480 amino acids. The record is from RefSeq and is a predicted model, not a curated record. Gene Ontology annotation, cellular component: tricarboxylic acid cycle heteromeric enzyme complex; mitochondrion. Gene Ontology annotation, molecular function: fumarate hydratase activity. The transcript has a single exon. NCBI's taxonomy places the organism in Eukaryota, Heterolobosea, Eutetramitea, Acrasida, Naegleriidae.